UCAGUUGUGGCCAGUCCUCUCUUUGAAACGGACGUGCCUAUUUUUUUCUAAGAAUUUUUAUACAUUCUGUUGACUUUAUUUUUUUAAAGUCCUCUUUUGCGAUUUCUAACAGAGUUUUCUCUUUCUAAAAGAACACACAAAAAAAAACUUGAAACAUUGUGAAAUCUUAAAGUGAAAAUCCAUCGAUUAUUUGUUGCUUAACAGCGAGGCUCAAACAGUGCAAACCUGUCCAAACAUGUUUUGGUGACUAACCCCCCCCCCCAAAAAAAAAAACCUUUAGUUUUCCCUUUUUCAAAACUUUUCUCGUCGUGUUUCAUUUUGUGUGUGUAUGUCUGUGUUUCUUGUUGUGUGUCGUGUGUUGUAAGUGAACGCACGUAAAGAACAUCCAAGGCAAAAAUGAAUCAAAACGUGUCUUCAAUUGUCGCCGUUGUUUUGGUGAUUGUCGCUUCGGUCAACUGUUCGCCGAGUUGCCAAUGGCAACAGCCAGCAGCCGAUGAAAGCAACGACGAAUCAUCGCUUCGCUGUCAAUUGCGGACGCUCCAGCCGGCUGAAUGGGAAUCUCAGCUGGCCCGAGUGUCGCACCCGGAGCGAGCCACAUCGCUGCGGAUCGAAUGCAGUGACGUCCUUUUCUUCGAAUCGGCUCUGGAGCGCGACAUCCUCAAACGGCUUCCACGGCUGAGGCAGUUGAGCGUGUCGUCGUGCAAAGUCCGAGCCAUUCAGCCCGGUUCGCUGGCUUCUUUGCCCGAACUCAAACGGCUCUCGAUUCGGACGCACAACACCGAUUGGCCAGCCAUGGCUCUCACACUCACUGACCAGUCUCUGGCCGGCAUGAGAGAACUUCGACAUCUCGACCUCAGCGACAAUAGCCUCAUUUCCACGCCAGACGGACUCUUCUGCUCCCUGGCCAGCCUCUCUGGACUCAACUUGUCGUCGAAUCGGCUCCAGGACGUCGCCUCGCUCGGUUUCAAUUCCGCCGACGAGGAAUGUCUACAAGAAUUGACCGAGCUGGAUCUCAGCUGGAACGGCAUCGCCGAACUUCAUCCGCUUUCGCUUCGCGCCCUGCGCAAACUUCAGUCGCUCUCGAUCCAGCACAACGGCCUCACUCAUUUGGCUGACCAGUCGCUGGCCGGUCUCGAGUCGCUCCGCAUGUUGAACUUGUCCAGCAAUCAACUUUCUGUCUUGCCGCCGGAUCUUUUCCGCGAUUGUCACGAUUUGCGCGAGUUGGACCUCCAUCACAACGCUCUGUCCGUCUUGCCUCUGGGCAGUUUUGCCGGACUUAGCCAACUUCAGGUCUUGGAUUUGUCACGAAAUUCUCUCGGCCCGGUUCACCGCGACACGUUCGCCGGACUUUUGCGUCUCGUCGUUUUGAAUCUCGGCCGCAACGCCCUGACUCGCCUCGAUUCCACCAUGUUCCGCGACUUGGCCAGCCUUCAGGUCCUCCGACUGGACUCUAACUUGAUCGAGUCUGUCGAUUCCGAUGCCUUCCUGCCACUCUUCAAUCUCCACACGCUCGAUCUGUCCAACAACCGGAUCAGCAUCGUUAGCGACCGACUCCUCGGCGGACUCUUUGUCCUCAGUUCGCUCUCACUCGGCUCGAACCGCAUCCAUUCCAUCAGCGAGGAUGCCUUCCGCAACUGCAGCGGUCUGCGCGAUCUCGACCUUUCCGGCAACACUCUGCAAGUGAUUCCGGAAGCUGUCGGCCAGUUGUCGCUGCUCAAGUCGCUGGAUCUGUCGUCGAACCGCAUCACCCGGGCUACCAACUUGUCUUCCAACUGGCAGCAGCUCUACAGCUUGAACUUGGCCGACAACCAAAUUCGCGCCGUCAGCAAGGAGGCUUUCGCCGGAUUGGGUAACCUCGUCGCUCUCAUCUUGGCCGGCAAUCAGCUGGAGCAGCUGGAAGCUGGCACUUUUGACCGCACUUCGGGCCUCCAGGUACUCCGGCUGGACGGCAACAGCCUUACCGACGUCAACGGUCUCUUUGCCGGCCUCCACAACCUCCGUUGGCUCAACGUCUCGGCCAACCGAGUCCAGCUAUUCGACUAUUCCUUCCUGCCGGCCAACGUCGAGUGGCUGGACAUUCACCAGAAUGCCCUCAGCGAGCUGGGCAACUACUUCCAGAUCCAGUUGUCGAAUCUGCAAGCCAUCGACGCCAGUUUCAACCAGUUGACGGACUUGACGGCCGACAGCGUGCCUGACAGUGUUGUCCAGCUGUUUGUCAACGACAACAAGAUUUCCAGCAUCGCGGCCAACACGUUUCUGAAGAAGGCCAACCUCUCGCGAGUGGACCUCAACUCGAACAGACUUCAAACGCUCGAUCCAGCUGCCCUGUGGCUCAGUCCAGUACCGGCCGAUCGGGACUUGCCCGAAAUUUCGCUCGGCGAUAAUCCGUGGGAAUGCGAUUGCGGAUUGGAAUGGCUUCCGCUUCUCGUUCAGCCGAGCAGCGCCUCACGUCAGCAGCCGCGUCUGGUCGAUGCGGCCGACAUCACUUGCCGUCUGAGCUUCCGGCGAGACAGGAACGAGACGGCCGAAUCGGCUCUGGUGCCUCUGGUGGACGUCCGACCGGAAGAAUUCCUCUGCUCUUACCAGACGCACUGCUUCGCCCUCUGCCAUUGCUGCGACUUUGACGCCUGCGAUUGCGAGAUGACCUGUCCGUCUGGCUGCUCCUGCUACCACGAUCCCACCUGGUCUUCCAACAUUGUCGAUUGCUCGGCUUCAGCCGGCCCGCUGAACGAUCUGCCCGAAGGAAUCCCCAUGGACGCUACCCAGCUCUAUUUGGACGGCAACAAUUUGACGGAGCUGUCGAGCCAUGCCUUUAUCGGCCGUAAGAAUUUGAGAACCCUUUAUCUCAACGGCAGCCGGAUCCAGACGCUGCGUAAUCGCACUUUCCACGGACUGGGAGCCCUGCAAGUGCUGCAGCUGGCCGACAACGAGUUGGAAGAGCUUCGCGGAUCUGAAUUUGAGCCUCUUGAUCACCUGAGGGAGCUCUACUUGCAAAACAACCGGCUUCGUUUCAUCUCGGACACGGCUUUCGUCCACCUGCGCUCCCUCCAAGUCCUCCGGCUCGACGGCAACCGACUCCUGACCUUCCCUCUGUGGCGUCUCGGCGUCAAUCCGCAUCUCAAUCAACUCUCUUUGGGAUUGAAUCCGUGGAGUUGCGAAUGCCGAUUCUUGGCCGACUUCCAGCAAUGGAUUGCGGCUCAUCCCCACCAGCUGGUCGAUCCCGAUUCACUGCACUGUUUGAUGGGCGAUCAGCAGCUGAUCGGUUUCGACGAAUUCAACCGGAGCUGCUCAGCCAAUCCUUCCAUCAGCGUCGUGACGCGUUUCAGCGGCGCUUCCGUCAUGGAUUACGUUCCCGUCAUGGCCGCCGGAAUUUGCCUCUUUUUGCUGGGCGUCGUUGCUGUUGUCUUGGUGCUCAUCUACCGCCAGUCCGUCCGCAUCUGGAUCUUUUCCCGCUACCGCAUCCGCCUCUGCGACUCUAAAGCCGAGGAGCUGGACGCUUGCGUCUCUUCUUCUUCCUCGCGGAAGGAGUCGAUGUUUGACGCUUUUGUCAGUUACAGCCUCAAGGACGAGCAGUUUGUCGCCCAGGUACUGGCCGCCGAAUUGGAGCAUUCAGCCGAAGCCGGAUCCUCUUUCCGGCUCUGCCUCCAGCACCGAGACUUCCCCACCAGCUCCGGAAACAGCAGCAGCAGCAGUUCGGGCGGAGAUCCGCUAGCUCUUGGGCUAGCUGCCAGUCGCCGGAUCGUUUUGGUCAUUUCUCAGUCCUUCAUCGAGUCCGAAUGGACCCGACCCGAAGUACGCACUGCCCUGACUGGCUUUUUGCGCCAACCCCGAGCCCGAUUGGUCGCCGUCCUCCUGACACCGUGGACGGAUGAUCAAUCCGAUCCGGAAUUGAGUCUCCUCCUCCGUUCGUCUGUCCUCAUCCGCUGGGGCGAGCGCAAUUUCUGGUCCAAGAUUCGUUACUACUUGCCCGAUCCGACUCCUCGCCAGCACUACAUCCGCAACAUCCAUUCGUCAGGCAACGGCCUUUGGUACCAGACCACCAAUCCGGCCACGACCAACACGCUGUUGAGCUCGAAGCGGACGCUUCCCCAUCCGCUUCCGAUGGACGCUAUGAUGGACAAACAAGCCAACAACAAAUCGGAGCUGUACUGGGAAGUGGGCAACGGCCACCAAGGUAUCCCACGGCGCUACACUUCGACUCCGCACACUGCCGCCUACGCUUGCCGCAACGGUCACCACGAUGCCAACGGUGACGAGAUGUCGUCCAUCUAUUCCGGCCAGUGUUACUCUCGUCUGGAGCACAGCUACAUGUCGAUCGAUCACGGACACGAGCACAUUUACAGCAGCGUUCAAGAUCCGGCGGAAUUGCAUCACCAUCACCAUCAUCAUCCGCAGCAUCAACAGCAACGCCCUGAUUGUUGGUCUUAUCAAUAUCCGCCUUUGCAUCAGCAUCCGGAAGCUGCUCAACAACAUCUGGUGAUCCAUCACGGAGUUCCUCGGCCGCCCACGCAACAGCCGGAAUUUCACUUCUCGAACCAUCAACAACAGCCGCAACGUUUUGUUUAAAAAAAAAUCCUAUACAUUUUUAAUAAUCCGAUCAUUGCGGAUUGUUUUUUUGUUUUUUUAUUGUAACAUUUUGUGCAUAUUAUCAAAAAAGGGAAAUCAUUUCCUUGUGUAUAACUCCUCCAAUGUAGACAGUUUUUUUCAAAAUGACGACUUGGAAAGAUAAAAAAAAACGGGAGUGGUUUGAUUUGUAUAGUCUUCCUAGUCACGUGAUCUGCCGUUUUUCCCACGUUUUUUUCAUGAUUUGAUUAAAGGCGCUCAUUAUCAUCGUGUGUCCUCUUUUCGUUCAUCUAAUUUGACUACGAAAUUUUGAAAACGAGAAGAAAUUAAUGAAUUUUUUGGUUUAAUUCCGUGUGUGUGUAUACAAAGAAAUGAUUUGUGCUAAGAAGUAAAAAAAAAACAAUGUCAUGUGUAUUUGUGUCGGGAUCGGAAAGACAUAAAUUUUUUUAU
Messenger RNA from Daphnia carinata, 5013 nucleotides. RefSeq names its product toll-like receptor Tollo. Gene Ontology annotation, biological process: signal transduction. Lineage: Eukaryota; Metazoa; Arthropoda; Branchiopoda; Diplostraca; Daphniidae. The record is from RefSeq and is a predicted model, not a curated record. Gene Ontology annotation, molecular function: protein binding. Bases 397 to 4566 code for a protein of 1389 amino acids. The transcript has a single exon.